Molecule: messenger RNA, 2238 nt
Organism: Rubroshorea leprosula
Lineage: Eukaryota; Viridiplantae; Streptophyta; Magnoliopsida; Malvales; Dipterocarpaceae
Source: the annotation of a GenBank genome assembly
UGGAUACCUCAUCCUCACCUGAAGCUAGCUAACUUGUUUUCAACAACUUAUAUUUCCCAUCUCACUUGCUAUUUUCUCACAUAUCUGCAUUCUGAUAUAUAUAUAGAGAGAGAGAGAGCGGAUGGAGCCCAAAAACUUUCUUCAUGAACAUCCACUGCACUUCUCUGAAGAGUGGAGCAAUGUCCACGGUAAGACUAGAGGUGUUUGCUCAUCAGGAUGUGGGCAGCCAAUCUCAACUCAGUUCUAUGCAUGCAUCGACUGUGAGUUUUUCCUUCAUAAAUCAUGUUCUGAGCUACCAUUGAACAUCACUCACCCCUUCCAUGAUAAGCAUCCUCUCAUUCUUCGAUCUGAUUCACCAUACGGAAGGGGGGGUGUACUUUGUAGUUUUUGUCGAAGUCAUGUCGAUGGAUUUGUUUACCACUGUUCUUCUUGUCAAUUUGACCUUGACAUCAAAUGUGCCUUGCUCCCAGAAUUCCUCAAUGGAGAUUUUCCAAAAGUUGAUCAUCACAUUCAUGUUGAACACCCACUCUCCUUCAUCGAAAAUCUUAGCCCCCGUGGAGUUAAACUAGCUUCUUCCCGCUAUUGCAGUGUUUGCUUAGAAAAUUUAUCAGAUGCUUCCUUUUACACUUGUCUUGUUUGUGAGCUUUUCCUUCAUAAAUCAUGUUAUGAGACUGAGCCACCAUUGAACAUCAAUCACCCCUUCCAUCAGAAGCACACUCUUACUCUUACUCUUCUUAAACGGGAUAAGGUGGUGACAGAGUAUGGGAGUUACAAAUGUUUGCACUCAGAUUGUACUUAUGUUCUUCAUGGGAGCUGCGUAAAAAAGAAUAAAGGUCGUCUUUAUAUCGAAGUUGAGUCAGAAAAUGAGGAAAGUAAUAAUGAGGCUUCUUCUUCUCCAAGUCGUGCUGUGGCGCUAGGAGACAAGAUAGAUCAUUUCAGCCACGAGCAUGAAUUAGUGCUUGAUAAGGAGGAGAUUAUUAUGAAUGGUGAUAAAAAAUGUUGCGAUGGGUGUGCAUUACCGAUCUUGGAGGCCGCUUAUAGUUGUCCACAACCAGAGUGUAAUUUCUCCCUUCACAAGGCAUGUGCCCAAAUUGGAGAGCACAAACCACAUUGGGCUUUCCGAGAUCCUCUUCAAGUCAGCAUGAAGUGCCUUCUUAGCUGUCAAUUUUGUAAGUAUUACUGCAGUGGUUUUUAUUAUUACGGGAAACAUGUUGAUGGUAUUGGCAGUGAAAUUUGCCUCAGAUGUAGUGAGAUCUAUUUCAUCACUAAGCAUGAAGCACAUGCUCAGCACUUCCUCUUCUGUGAUGAAGAUCACAGGGGACCAUGUAGUGGCUGCGGUGAGGAAAUGGGUGAAUAUGGUGGUUACAGAUGCACGCUGGCAGAGGAAGAGGAGAAUUGCAAAUUUUUUGCCUUGGACUACAGAUGCCUGACACGACCCCUUGAAGUUCAACAUAGGUUCCACCAUCACCCUCUAAAACUCACUUAUGAAGAUCCUUACAAGGAUGAUUAUGGUGAUCCAUUUCAACACAUGUGUGAAAUUUGUGAAGAUAGAAGAGAUCCAAAGCUCUGGUUUUAUCGGUGUGAUGAGUGCGAUUUUGAUGCUCAUCCCGAUUGCGUUCUUGGAGAAUACCCAUUCAUCAAGCGUGGUAGCAUCUAUGGUGAUGAUGAUAAUGAUGAUGAUGAUGAUGAUGAUAUUAGAUGUCGUUCUCAUCAACGACGUCUCAUAUAUUGCCAGAGUGAGAAAUAUCCUUAUCCGAAGUGUAGUUCCUGUGGCCAUCCUUGCAAAGAUCUAAGUAUUAAAUGCGCUCACUCUGAAUGCAACUUUGCUCUACAUUUUAAGUGUGGCUAUGAACGUCUCAUAGAGAGGCGGCUGCGACGGCUACUGCAACAGCAACGGUUGGUAUCAACGAGGGGUUGGAUCAAGUGCACAAACUGUCCUCGAACUGUAAUUUUUGGUUUUACCAUGGGAAGCACUCCGGUUGCUCGGACCAGCGGGGCACAAUUGCUUUCACUGAUGGGCAGGAGAGAAUUUCUUUUAACAUUCAACAUGGAUUGUGAGAUGCAGGCUUCAGCAGAAGCUGACAUUGAAUCAAUGUCAAUGAUCAGAUGGGCAACACGAGAUGCUUCAACCUUGGAGGAGACAAAUGAAAUACACUGGAAAUUGGCUCCAAGCGAUUGAACAACUUCAUCUUCUGUAGGUAUGAGUGUGAAAUCUCUGAUUAAACGCAUCAGUUUACU